CGCCAGGGGUUGGAUCAUGAACUGAAUAUCAACACAGAGUUAGCCUUCUACUGGUGGAAAUCGCAUGGUGUGAACUUAUCGCCCAAAAGUGCUUGAUCGCGAACGAUCACCCAUAGCACGGUAUUUUCUUGAUUUGUUGCACCCAGCAAUAGAAGCGCUCGUGUUGUAUUCCCUGCUAGGAAAAUUAGUUUUCGGCAUCGAUCUUGCAUUUGUCUGUAGGUGUCAUGAAUCCGUUCGAUGAUGGGUAAGUUCAUCGACCAUGAUCGUGUGUGCAUCUUCAUCAAUUCCUUUGCAUGAGCUAGUUGCCAUGUUUUAUAAGUUACUGUUGAUGAUCGCCAGCCGGAUCGCAAAAUGCAUUGUUUAUAUUUAUCACGUGACCAAGAUCAUCUAUGACUUGCGCGCUGGGGAACUUGGGGGCUGAUCUCCCACAAUUGCGACCAUCCCCAAAAAUGUCCUCUUCAGCACCCAAUACACCUCUGGCAGAGAAGAUACCAGUCGGCAUCCUGGGCGCCACUGGUACCGUUGGCCAGCGCUUCAUUCAACUUUUGGAAGGUCAUCCCUAUUUUGUCGUCGCAGCGGUUGGAGCUUCCGCACGUUCCGCCGGGAAAGCUUACAAGGAUGCUGCCGCUCGUUCCUGGAAACAAAUUACGGUUAUUCCUGCUGACGUAGCAUCCCUCAUCGUACAAACAUGCGAGCCGGAAAAUUUUAAGAACUGCCGUAUCGUUUUCUCUGGUCUAGACUCAGACGUGGCAGGGGACAUUGAAUCCGCUUUCCUUAAAGCUGACUUUGCUGUAUUCUCAAAUGCAAAGAACUAUCGCAUGGACCCUAUUGUUCCUCUCAUUGUUCCCCUCGUUAAUACAUCCCAUUUUGACGUCAUUGCACAUCAACGCAAGGUUCACGGACUGAGCAAAGGCUUCAUCAUCACAAACGCAAACUGCUCCACCACUGGUCUCGUCGUUCCAUUGAAGGCUCUCCAAGAUGCCUUUGGUCCACUCUCUCGCGUGGUUGUCACUACCAUGCAAGCGAUCUCCGGAGCUGGGUAUCCAGGUGUGCCGAGUUUGGAUAUCCUGGGUAAUGUUGUGCCGUACAUAUCCGGCGAAGAAGAGAAGAUAGAAAUCGAAUGCUCCAAAAUCCUCGGAGGGGUCACUGCAGAUUUAACUGGAUUCUCAAAUUUGCCAGAGAUGAAGGUGUCGGCAAGCUGCAACCGUGUCCCUGUCAUCGAUGGACAUAUGGAAAGCGUCAUGGUGGAGUUCCAAAAGUGCCCAGCACCAUCGAUCGAACAGAUCAUCGAGGCCCUACAAUCCUACACAUCGGAUGCACAGAAGUUGGGUGUCCCAUCGGCACCUGAACAUGCGGUCGUUGUGAUGAAAGAGGCUGAUCGACCGCAGCCACGAAUGGACAUAAUGAUCGGAAAUGGAAACACUGUCGCGGUUGGGCGGGUACGAAAGUGCAACAUCUUCGAUGUUAAGUUCUCGCUACUCUCCCACAACACCAUCUUGGGCGCUGCAGGAAGCAGUAUCAUGAAUGCCGAGGUAGCGGUAGCGAAGGGUCUCAUUUAAGCAAAUCGUAUACACUUGUCUAGAAGCGUUGUCCAUGACAAUUUUAAUAAACACUCGAAGUUUGUUUAUCUACA
Molecule: messenger RNA, 1633 nt
Organism: Spizellomyces punctatus DAOM BR117
Lineage: Eukaryota; Fungi; Chytridiomycota; Chytridiomycetes; Spizellomycetales; Spizellomycetaceae
Product: aspartate-semialdehyde dehydrogenase
Exons: 1
Coding region: 390-1559 (389 amino acids)
Biological process (GO): L-threonine biosynthetic process
Molecular function (GO): protein dimerization activity; aspartate-semialdehyde dehydrogenase (NADP+) activity; NADP binding
Source: RefSeq, a predicted model, not a curated record